This is a messenger RNA of Mobula hypostoma (lesser devil ray), 1515 nucleotides long. It is a transcript of the gene ccdc174, whose product is annotated as coiled-coil domain containing 174. The transcript is spliced from 11 exons. NCBI's taxonomy places the organism in Eukaryota, Metazoa, Chordata, Chondrichthyes, Myliobatiformes, Myliobatidae. The record is from RefSeq and is a predicted model, not a curated record. Bases 122 to 1510 code for a protein of 462 amino acids. Gene Ontology annotation, cellular component: nucleus.
AAGUUGACCUCAAAGAAAUGGCGGCUCGGCGUAUGCGUCAGCAUCAACGGGACCUUACUCAGGUGGCAAAUUCGCGGGGCCUGUUUGGGACUUGUUGGUAACCAAAUCUGUUCCUGGCGCUAUGGAGAAGAGGAAGAAACCGUUUGAUGUGACGGCGGCUUCGUUAGUUGAUCUGAAGGCAGAACUUUAUCGGAAACAGGAAGAGUUCAAAAAGGAUAAACUUCUGAAAGAAGCUGGAGGUCUGUAUAAAGCCAAGCCAAGUAACAAGAAGCCAACUAUCUGGAGCAAACAAAAUACAGGUGUCACUGCUCGGGCUGAGAAGGAUGUUGAAGAAAGGACUGAGGAACAACAGACCCUUGAUAAAUCAAGACAGAGGUUGGAGGAAAAGGCAAAACUUUAUGACCAGAUGACCAAAGGAGAUUUACCAGAUGAAGAAACAGAAAGCAUGUAUCUGGUGGAUUUCACACAGAAGAUAUUUGACAAGCAGAAGGAGCUGCAGGCCCAAAGCGAGAAUCAGGCAUCCAAGGCAGCAAAGAGUGAACAAAACGAGGAACUAGCACCUGAUUCUGAAGUGGUACCACCUCAGAACUCUGAUGAAGAAUGGGUGGACUAUGUGGAUUCUUUAGGCCGAUCCCGAAGAUGUAUGAAAAAAGAUUUGUCGGGAUUACUCGCUAUGGAUAGAGAUUUAAGGGAAUCAAGGCAGGAGGCAGAUAAAAAGACAUUGCUCUCUGAAGACAUGAAGAGGGAACUUCAGCGGCAGCAGUGGGAAAAAGAAGAAGAGGAGGCACUGAGCAGGCCAAUUGGACCAGUGCACUAUGAGGACAUCCGUCAAAACGAGGCUCGGGAGCUGGGUGUGGGAUAUUUUGCCUUUGCUCGUGAUGAAGGCACCAGGAAGAAGCAGAUUGAAACCCUGGACAUGCUGAGAGAACAGACGAUGGAUCAGAGAACCAAACGAGAGAAGCUGAAGGAGAAGCGCAAAGCCAUGCUGAGUGCCAGAUUGGCAAAAGUUCGUGAGAGGAAGCUGAAGAAACUGAAAGCUGAUGGAAUGGAAGUUACUGAAGAGCUGCAGAAGGAAGGCACAGAUGAAGAGACCGAGGAGCAGGUGACAGGACCAGCGACUUCAGAAUUGGAUGCAAAGCAGAAUGAAGCCACAGGCCCAAAGAACAAGAAAGUGGAGAUCGUAAUACAGGAGCGGAAGGACACAAAACCUGGUGUUCCGCAUGUCCGGGAAUGGGACAGAGGAAAAGAGUUGCUGUUUGACUACUGGUCCAAGAACCACCUGGAUCCAAGAGAUGAGAGACCAGCUGAAUUUGCACCCCCUUCAGACUAUUACAGUGAAUCAAAGAGACCAAAUAAUACUGGAGGCUGGAAGAGAGGCCAGCUUGGAUCCUCCUUCAAACGGACUCCACAGUUUCCCAACGUGGAUUUGCAAAGCAAUUCAAAUCUUCAUCAGCCAGCCAGUAGCAACACUUUGGACGAUAUGCUGUCUUACUACAAGCAUUCUACCUGAACAGA